This is a messenger RNA of Nasonia vitripennis (jewel wasp), 1930 nucleotides long. RefSeq names its product venom acid phosphatase Acph-1. Lineage: Eukaryota; Metazoa; Arthropoda; Insecta; Hymenoptera; Pteromalidae. The record is from RefSeq and is a predicted model, not a curated record. Gene Ontology annotation, molecular function: phosphatase activity. Bases 469 to 1671 code for a protein of 400 amino acids. Gene Ontology annotation, biological process: dephosphorylation. The transcript has 8 exons.
UGAUUUGCCGAAGCUGAGCUAUAUACAAUGUAUAGCGUGAUGCAGAGACACACUCAAAAGUUUUGGUUUUGGGCCUGUCUCCAGAGAAUGACAAGCGCUAUUGUACGUCACACGUUCUUCUCACGACACGCGGUUAUUUAUUUUAUCAGAGUUUCGUUUGAUUAGAGCUUUCGAGCAAUUGUCCCUGUGUUUUGAAAAUAUAUCGCGCAGCGAAUACCGUUAAAAGUGUUAAGACGAUUGAUUAUAUACUUAUUGCACUGAAUGAAGUGACUCUGUCAAGCAGACCGGCUAUAUGCAUAGACGCCUCUGUACCGGCACGACACUGGCCCGAUGCUGGGCACUCUCGCAGAAAGUUUCUAAGUCCUUAGGUCUGAUCGUCCGUCUCCGAGCAGUUUUUAGAGAUUUUCAUCCACAAGCCCGCGGGCUUUAAGCUAUACGACACAUGUGACCUUUUGGGCGUUUCAUUAUAUGUAUAAGUCGAUGGAUAAGUCACUUCACACGAGACUGGCACAAUGCUGUUCUAGUAUCGGCAGAAAAUUUAGAGACAUACAAACCGGCGCCGAAGGUAAUAUGAGGCACAGGAUGAAGCUCGAGCUUGUACAAACCGUUUUCCGACAUGGCGAGCGAACCAACGACGAGCCUGAGGUCAGCAUUUUCAACCAUUUUGGUCCAAGCGCCUAUGAGCCUUUUGGGAUUGGCCAAUUAACCAACAAUGGAAAAAGAGAAGCUUUCAAGAUCGGCCAAAUGCUGAGACGGAGGUAUCGGGAUUUCCUGGGUGACAAAUACAACUCUAAGGAUGUCUUCGCGAUAUCUACUGAAGACGAUCGCACGAAAAUGUCGCUGCAACUUGUGCUCGCCGGACUCUACCCGCCGACUCCCGAAUUUGCAUGGAAUCCAGAUCUCAAGUGGUCGCCUAUUCCCAUUCGUUACACGCCGAAAGAGGUUGACAUUCUAUUUAAACCGUUCUUCAACGUUAGGUACUACGAUUUGUGGGAGAAGGUAUUUACCUCGAAAGAGUUUCAGAAAAGAAUGUCCAGGUAUUCAGACUUCUUCGAUUUCAUGAAAAAAAAAACAGGUGUUGAUGUCAGCAACGAUGUGGUGAAUAAAUGCUACAUGUUCAACAGUCUUUAUAUUCCUAAACAACUGAACUUACCGAUGCCGGGCUGGUACACGGAAGACGUGCAGAAGACCUGGUGCAAAGUCUAUGCGCAAAUUGUAAGCAGUAUGGCAGCGACUCCGCAGUUGCAGAAGAUGAAUGGUGGGCCCAUCGUCAAGACCCUUCUGGAGAACAUGAAUAUCGACAAUACUACGAUCAAUCCGCGCAAGAUCUACCUCUAUAGUGGACACGAUCACAAUUUGUUCUCUCUCAAAGUGAUAUUCGGACUGAAUGAGCCUGACUUCUUCGACGUUGGCAGUGGCUUGGUGCUCGAGAAGUGGAGAGAUGUUGAUGAUCGAUUGUACGUUAGGAUACUUCUGUGGACUGUACCUGGCGAGGAGCCCCGAGCGGUGAGACUUGGUCAAAGAGACGAAUUCUGCCCUGUGGAGGAGUUUGCGAUGAUCUUCAGACAUGUGAUUCCAACGGAGGAAGAUAUGAGUCAGAUGUUCAAUGAUAUGACUGCAGACAGAUGGAUGAAUAUUUUUCUGCUUGAUCCAGCUGUUCAGUUGAAAUGAAUCGAAACAUGGUGAACGUCGAGUGAAACUCAUAUAUUUUUCUAUCGUUAUGUAGUGAAUAAUGCAAUGAGCGUUGUUGUUGAGAAUAUCAUUUGUUGCUCUUACUCGAAGAAGUUAAGAUGUACAAUAGUGAACGAUAUUAAUUUUACUGUGCAAUAUAAAUUUAUGUGAAGAUUAUUAACUUUUGUAAUACGUAUUUCAUCAAAUAUUAAAAGAAAAUAACUGAUCUUGUGACAGUAAAAAGCAGAUUUCUAAUCAA